This is a messenger RNA of Lingula anatina, 1178 nucleotides long. RefSeq lists its product as uncharacterized. The record is from RefSeq and is a predicted model, not a curated record. Lineage: Eukaryota; Metazoa; Brachiopoda; Lingulata; Lingulida; Lingulidae.
UCUGUUGAAAAUUUUUGUCAAAAAUGGAGGGUGGUUCAACAAAGAUAAUCUGGAGAACUGUCGAAUUAUAACUCUGGAUCUGCCCAUGUUUACUCCCCCUUCAACCCUUAGUGCCAAGUGACAAGCAGGUACCAUUUAUCAUGGACUCCACUGUUUGUCGCCAGUAGGGCUCGAACCAACCUCCAGCUCUUAAGGUGAAAAACCACAAGGUCAGCAAGGUUCUUCCUUGUUUUGUUUCAUCAGUUAGUGUAAGUAAGGUUUUCCUUGUUUUGUUUCAUCAGUAAGUAUCAUUACAGGUUUUAUAUUCAUGAAAUGGUAAUGAUUUCCCAUUUGUAAUACAAAUAGCACAUUUGAAUCUGCUUUUUACUGUACAUUUUAUUUUGAUCUUGAUUAUUUCCUCUGGACAGACACAAUGUUGACAUUCUGGUAAAUGGCCAAAAACUAAGAAAAGAGGAAGUAUAAAUAAACAAAUACCUGCUUUGAAUUACAUGAAACUGGAAAAGAACCUAUUAUUGUAAUUUUAUCUAACUUUUCAAAUAAGCAAAUUCAAAUAAUUUACAUAAAAGGAACCUUUAAAUAAAGUCCAACAGUUACAACUGGGCAUAGUGCCUGUUGACUUCAGUUGCUGUGACAAAGAAAAAGAUGACCCAGAUGUCUUCCAUUUACUGUCUCCUGUUGCUGCUCUGUCUGGGAGCAUACGCCUCAGGACAAUGUCAAGUGGGAUUUGUGACAUCCGAUUAUUGUCGGGAGGGUCAAAAUUGCCAGUGGUUGAAAUAUGUUAGCUUUAAAAAGCCAUUUCCCAGUCCACCUGACGUUGUGACUGCUUUGGCUUUACUCGAUUCCUGGCGUGGUGGUAACAUUCGUCUCAACAUGCGCCCAACGUCCAUCUCCACUCAUGGUUUUGUAAUGAACUUCGGUGUGUGGGGCCAAAACACCGAUCCUCCAACUCACAUCUACCGCCUCAAAGCUGCAUGGACUGCAUGUCCCAAAGUUUAACCACUACAAGCACCAAGCAAGAACUGGAAACUCUGAUAUUUGGAUGUGGACAUGGCCUAAAUGAACUUAUAUAUUCAGUAAUGAGCCUAACAUAGGGCAUGAGUCUUAGGAAUUAAAAUCUACUGUAUUACUUACUGCUUACUCCUCGCAAAAUAAGAAAACAUUACAGUAAAUGACUUUAC